Messenger RNA from Fraxinus pennsylvanica, 333 nucleotides. The record is from the annotation of a GenBank genome assembly. NCBI's taxonomy places the organism in Eukaryota, Viridiplantae, Streptophyta, Magnoliopsida, Lamiales, Oleaceae.
AUGGCUAAGCAUCAUCCUGACUUGAUCAUGUGUCGGAAACAACCAGGGAUUGCCAUAGGAAGGCUUUGUGAGAAAUGUGAUGGCAAGUGCGUGAUAUGUGAUUCCUAUGUGCGUCCUUGCACGCUUGUUCGGGUAUGUGACGAGUGCAAUUAUGGAUCUUUCCAAGGCCGUUGUGUUAUCUGUGGCGGGGUGGGAAUUUCUGAUGCCUACUACUGCAAAGAAUGUACUCAGCAGGAAAAAGAUAGGGACGGAUGCCCAAAAAUUGUCAAUUUGGGUAGUGCCAAAACCGAUCUGUUUUAUGAAAGGAAGAAAUACGGCUUCAAGAAAAGAUGA